This is a messenger RNA of Nematolebias whitei (Rio pearlfish), 1008 nucleotides long. Its product is annotated as olfactory receptor 10A6-like. Bases 1 to 1008 code for a protein of 335 amino acids. The transcript has a single exon. Gene Ontology annotation, molecular function: olfactory receptor activity; G protein-coupled receptor activity. The record is from RefSeq and is a predicted model, not a curated record. Gene Ontology annotation, biological process: G protein-coupled receptor signaling pathway. NCBI's taxonomy places the organism in Eukaryota, Metazoa, Chordata, Actinopteri, Cyprinodontiformes, Rivulidae. Gene Ontology annotation, cellular component: membrane.
AUGAUUACUUUACAAACAAAAAAACAAAAAAAGAAAAUGAACUCUUCACAUGUUUUUUAUUUCACUCUUCGAGGCUACAUUGAUAUCAGUUUGUGCACACAUUGUUUUUUUGUGAUUUUUAUGAUUAUAUAUGUAGUAAUCAUUGGUUGUAAUGUUGUUCUGAUCGUGGUCAUCUGUGUGAACAGGAGUCUACAUGAACCUAUGUACAUGUUUCUGUGCAGCCUGUUUGUAAAUGAGCUGUAUGGAAGUUCAGGCUUGUUUCCAUUCCUGCUGGUUCAGGUUCUCUCGGACGUUCACACUGUUUCAGCUCCAUUUUGUUUCCUGCAGGUCUUCUGUCUUUAUACAUAUGGAAGUGUAGAAUUUACUAACCUAGCUGUCAUGUCUUAUGACAGAUAUGUUGCUAUUUGUCAACCUCUUCAAUAUAAAACAAUAAUGUCACAAAGGAGAGUUGUUUUUCUGAUAUAUGUCAUAUGGUUGCCUCCUUUUUUAGCCGUCAGUGUCACAACCUGUUUGAGUUUAUCGUUGCAGCUCUGUGGGAAUGCAAUCAACAGAAUUUUCUGUGACAAUCACUCCAUCAUAAAACUGGCUUGUUCCGAGCCCAGAGUUAAUAAUGUCUACGAGCUGAUCAUGACUUUUCUUACAGUCUGCGUUCCAGUAUGUGUGAUUCUUUACACCUACAUGAGGAUCCUUAAAGUUUGUUUUUCUGGAUCCAAACAGACCCGACAAAAAGCCGUCAGUACCUGCACACCUCACCUCAUCUCUGUUGUCAGCUUUUGUUUUUGUGUUCUCUAUAAAAUACUUGAGAGCAGGUUUAACGACAACAAUGUUCCCAGAUUGGUCAAAAUAUGUUUAGUGCUGUAUUUUCUCACCUGCCAGACAGUCUUUAACCCAGUCCUGUACGGCCUGAGUUUGUCUAAGAUCCGAACUGUGUGUCAGAGACUGAUACUGCAGUCUUUGGGAAAAAAUGAACAGUUUUGUUUGAGUUUCAGGGAGAGAAGACAUUUUUAA